Rotaria sp. Silwood2 is the source of this 933-nucleotide messenger RNA. Lineage: Eukaryota; Metazoa; Rotifera; Eurotatoria; Philodinida; Philodinidae. The record is from the annotation of a GenBank genome assembly.
AUGUCAAACUCUGAUAUUUCACGAUAUUUACGAAUUAGUGAGGAGACUGUGCGAAAUUGGCUUGAAAAGUAUGAAACAACUGGUGAUGUAGAAGUUGUACAAAAAUCUGGUCGUAAACGGUCUACAACGGAAAAACAAGAUGUUAUAAUUCAAUCGAUGGUUGAUCAACAUCCAACCGAAUCUGUAGGUCAAAUUGCAUUUAGAUUAUCAAAGAAAGGUAUAAAAAUUAGUGAAACGACAUUAAGAAGAAGAUUUAAAGAGGCUGGUGUACAAUCAAUGAAGCCAACUUCUAAAUCAUUGCUAACAAAUGAUCAUAUUAAGAAGAGACUUGAAUGGGCUACACAACACCAAGAUGUUGAUUGGAAUCAAAUUGUAUUUACAGAUGAGAGUUCAUUUCAUAUGAAACAAGUAAUAAGACGAGUAUGGAAAAAGCGUGGUGAAAAAUAUUAUGUCUUAACAGUGAAGCAUCCUGUCAAAAUUCACGUGUGGGGCUGUUUUAGCAAACAUGGAUUUGGAAAACUGAUAUUAUUUAAACAAUCAUUAAAUUCAAACUUUAUGUGCAAAAUUUACAAGAACGGACUCCUGCCAUCAGUAAAAAAAUGGUUUGGUGAUAAUAACUAUAAUUGGAAACUUUUAGAGGAUAAUGAUCCCAAGCACACCUCAAAAAUGAGCAAAACGUUCAAGAUCAAUAAUGGCAUACAAUCAUUACCUUGGCCAUCGCAAUCUCCAGACUAUAACCCAAUCGAAAAUGUUUGGGCUUUAAUGAAGCUCAAAAUAAACAAACAACCACCUACAUCAAUCAACAAUUUCUUUGGAAGAAUAAAAAAAGAAUGGAAAAAUUUAUCUGUCGAAUUUGCUGAAAAAUUAGCCGAUUCCAUGGAAAGAAGAGUACAAUUGUUAAUUGAACGAAAAGGCGAUUAUAUUAAUUAUUAG